Aplysia californica (California sea hare) is the source of this 13162-nucleotide messenger RNA. RefSeq names its product laminin subunit alpha. Lineage: Eukaryota; Metazoa; Mollusca; Gastropoda; Aplysiida; Aplysiidae. Gene Ontology annotation, biological process: cell adhesion. The record is from RefSeq and is a predicted model, not a curated record.
GAAUUCCAUGUGGCGUAUGUGUUCAUCAAGAUGGCCAACUCUCCCCGCCCCGGGGUGUGGGUGCUGGAGAGGUCCACAGACUUUGGAGCCACCUGGGAGCCCUGGCAGUACUUCGCAGAUACGCCCAGCGACUGUGCCAACUUCUUCAACACAGCGGCCGAUGAACGCAUUUCCUCUGAUGACCAGAUCUUGUGUACCACAGAGUUCUCCAAAGUCGUGCCUCUGAGCAAUGGAGAGAUUGUGGUGUCGCUGGUGAACGGACGUCCCAAUGCCUUGAACUUCUCUUAUGCCGACACACUCCAGGAGUGGACCAAGGCUACAGAUGUCCAGCUGAGACUGCUCCGCACCAAGACCUUGUUGGGUCAUCUCAUGGCUGUUGCCCGCCAAGACCCGACCGUGACCAGGAGGUAUUACUACAGUAUCAAGGACAUCUCCAUUGGUGGACGCUGUGUGUGCAACGGUCAUGCUCAGACUUGUGACACCCGUGACCCGACCACCACCAAACUGCUGUGUGACUGCGAACACUUCACCUGUGGAGAGCAGUGCAACCACUGUUGUCCGGGGUACACGCAGAAGCGCUGGCGACGAGCCAUCAUUGAUCAGCCGUUUAUGUGUGAACCAUGUGAAUGUUAUGGCCACUCUGAUGAAUGUAUUUUUGAUGACGAAGUGGAACGUACCAGGCGUAGUAUUGAUAUCCAUGGUAUCUACGAGGGAGGUGGAGUGUGUCAGAACUGCAGGGACAAUACGAUGGGCAUUAACUGUGAGCAGUGUGUAUCUGGCUACUACAGACCCCUCGGUGUGCCAAGAAAUGCAACAGAUGCGUGCCGUCCCUGUGAAUGUGACCUCCGCGUGUCGACGGGAGAAUGUGAGGAGGGCAGCGGGAGAUGCCUGUGUCGACCAGAAUAUGCAGGUGUCAAUUGUGACAGAUGCAAUUUUGGCUACUACGGCUAUCCGGACUGCAUCCCUUGUGAGUGCGAUGUGAACGGCACGGAGGGAGCCAUCUGCUAUGUCACCUCAGGGAAUUGUCCCUGCAAGCCAAACUACGAUGGCAGAAAGUGCGACCAGUGUGCUCUAGGCUUCUACAAUUUCCCUGAGUGUAUUCCUUGUGAGUGUAGUCCAGUGGGUUCUCCCACAACUGUGUGUGGCCUGGAGGAUGGUCUGUGCCAGUGUCUGGGCAACUAUGGAGGCAGAGACUGUGGGGAGUGCGCUGAUGGCUACUUCAGAUUUCCUCAAUGCGAAUAUUGCAACUGUGACCCCAGUGGAACAGUAGAAGAAAUCUGUGACAAGCAGGUUGGGACCUGCAUGUGUAGAGAGAACUACGCUGGUGACCGCUGCGAUCGCUGUGCUGCAGGCUACUUCAACUUCCCAACUUGUCAACAGUGCCAGUGUUCGGACCCUGGAUCUCUCAGUCCUGUCUGUGCUGAGAAUGGCCAGUGUCGUUGUGCUCCCAACUUUGGAGGUCUCAGCUGCCAGCAUUGUGCUCCUGGAUACUAUAAAUACCCAGACUGCAUUCCCUGCAACUGUGACUUCUACGGCUCCCUUGCUCAGACGUGUGACCAGGUAUCUGGCCAGUGUCACUGCAGAAGCAACUUUGUGGGUGUGAUGUGCGACACGUGCGGGGAGAGCUUUUACAACUAUCCAGUGUGUGAAGUGUGCAACUGUAACCCUAAUGGAGCCAAGCAGAUUCCUGGCUACCCUCUGGGUGGAUGCGGCAUCGUCACUAGUGGCCUGCUGUGUGAGUGCAAGGACAGAGUGAUGGGACGUAUCUGUGACACCUGCAAGCCUGGCUACUGGAAUCUCAACAGAAACAACCCCGAUGGCUGUGAGGAGUGUGAAUGCUUCAAGCCCGGCACCCUGGCAGGCGUAAACAAGUGUGACAUGAACACCGGUCAGUGUGUCUGUAAGCCAGAUGUCGGUGGACAGGACUGUGACCAGUGUCUUGACGGUUUCUACAAUCUGGAUGGAAAUAAUCCGUUUGGCUGUGUUGACUGCAACUGUGACCGGGGUGGCUCUCAGAGGCUGACGUGUGACAAGACGUCCGGACAGUGUCUGUGCAAACAGAGAGUCACUGGGAAACGUUGUGAUGUACCCAUCACUGGUCACUUUGUUCCCUCACUCCACCAAUACAAGUUUGAGGUUGAGGAUGGCACCACGCCAGAGGGGGCUCGCAUCAGAUAUGGCUAUGAUACCAGAAUUUUCCCUGAUUUCUCAUGGAGAGGCUAUGCAGUUCUGACCCAGAUACAGCCUGAGGUACAGCUUGAUGUGGACAUCAGGAUUCCCAGUUUGUACCAAAUCAUCUUUCGAUUUGUCAACCGGGAGGAUGGCCCCGUCAAAGGAACGGUAACCCUCAAGCCAGAUGCCCCGACAGAUAUUACUCAGACUGGAGAAAUCACCUUUGUGCCAUCCCGAGACCCCAAAUUUGCCACAGUCACUAGUGGAGGAGUCCAGUCUUUUGUGCUCAACCCAGGACGAUGGACCAUUUCUACCAAUGUGCCUGACAAUGUGUUUUUGGACUAUUUUGUGUUGAUCCCACAAAGUUACUAUGAGGCAAGUCAGUUGCAAGUGAGUGUGACGAACCCAUGCUUGGCUUCUGGAGAUAUUGGACCCUGCUUGUCAUUCAAGUACCCUGACAUUGACGGAUUCCCCACCGGCCUGGGUGAGAAUGCUUACGUUGUGGAGAACAACCAGCGGAAGGGUGCAGAGCAACACCCGGACAUUGACCUCACCUAUGAGCUGGACUCUAGCGGUCUUGCCCAUGUGAAUGAGCAGCAGAAAUCUUUCCUCAUUGACCUGGUUGUUCCCGAGCCCGGGGACUACUUCAUUGUGGUCAGCUACCACAACCCAAGAGACGUGUCCCAAAACCUGGAUGUUGAUGUGGCCACGGUCAACGGCCGAGACAAUGCCCAGGUCACCCUCUCCAGCUGUCCUUACAGUUCUCUAUGUCGCCAAGUGCUGAAGGGAGAAGACGGACUUGAGGCUGUGUUCGACAUCAGCUCCGGUUAUGCCACUUUGUAUUUCACAGGCGGUGACGGCGUUGAUUUAGCCAUUGACGCUGUGUAUGGUAUUCCAGUCAGGUCUUGGAGUGCGGACUACAUUCUGCCAAGAAUUAUUUGCAUCAAAAUCAAUGGAAUCUGCGUUCCUUCAACCUAUGGACGUCCAGUGGGAGCCGUGCGCAUUGACUUUGAGCAGGACCGCAACAAGGACCUCCAGGCCACAGUGCUGCCUCCCAAUAUUCUGGACCCGUCAGUGGGCCUGGUCAACCUCAAUGAUACCAUCAGGAGGGUUGAGGAGACUGAGUGUCCUAUUUCCAAGUCCAAUGAGAGCAGUGAAUGUGUCACAGAGGUAGUUUCUACUUAUGCUGUACCCCUGGAUCUGUUUGGUCAGGUGACCAAGCCCGGACAGUACAUUCUCCUGGUACACUACUACAUGCCCACAGAGGUCGGACUCAACAUUCCAGUCUCUGUGCACUCCGACGGGAAAGUGACCAACGGCAUGUUCAAGCCACGCUUCUGUCCCAAUAAUGUUGGAUGCCGAAGCACCAUCAUGUUUGGUCAGUCUGGUGGUAACGUGAUCAAACUGACAGGAACUGACAUCAAAGUCUCCUUCAACGGUACUAAAGGUGGACAGAUCUGGCUGGACUACUUGCUGAUUGUACCCAUGGACCAGUACCACAAGGACUACAUGGACUUGUUGCCUGUGGAUAAAUCGGGAGAUUUCCUCAACAUGUGUGUCGAUGAAGGCUUCCAGCUCAAGGCUGACGAAGAGUUCUGUAAGAACGGAGCUUUUACGUUGGUCACCAACUUCAACAACGGAGCUCUGGACUGCAACUGUAAUGCUGAUGGCUCCCUCAGCUUCACCUGUGAUGGAUUUGGUGGCCAGUGUCAGUGCAGGGAUUAUAUCAUUGGACGCACUUGCUCUGCUUGCUUACCUGGUUAUUACGGUUUUCCAAACUGCCAAGCUUGCAACUGUCGAUACGGUCUAUGCCAUGAGGUGACCGGGGAGUGCAUCUGUCCACCUCGUGUUGAGGGAGACCAAUGUGACAGAUGUGAACCAGAGGCCUACGGUUAUGACGCCCUCAUUGGCUGCCAGAGGUGCAACUGUGAUUACCAAGGUGUACUUGACAGGAACUUGAACUGUGACCAGAGGACUGGACAGUGCAGUUGUAAGGCCAACAUAGGUGAACGUCGGUGUGACACGUGUUUGCCUGGCUACCACACCUUCCCCUUCUGUGAGUUCUGUGGAUGUGACACACGCGGCACUCAGGCGGCUAUUUGUGAUCAGCGGACGGCUCAGUGUCUCUGCAAGGACAACGUUGUGGGCACCAUGUGUGACCAGUGCGCUGAUGGUAUGUACAACCUGGAGAUGGACAACCCCAAGGGAUGCACCCAGUGCUUCUGUUUUGGCCACACCACGAGAUGUGACAGCUCCAAUCUCAACUGGGACUUUGUGUACGACAUGAGAGGAUGGCUUGCUACAAACACGGGAGACGAGGAAGUACAAGAGGCGGGAUCCACCAUCAGAAUCAGUUCUGUUGACGGAGCCCUGGAUGAGGACAACAUCAUCUACUGGAUCGCCCCUCCAGCAUACCUGGGCAAGAAGAUCAAUUCAUACGGAGGCCUGCUUCAGUUUACAGUGCUGUUUACUCUUCCUAGAGGCUUGGAGAGUGAGGGCCUGAUUGAACCUGACAUCAUCCUGUCUGGUAGCAACAUGAGUGUGGUCCAUUACCACAACACUCAGCCUCUUCCCAGCACUUCUUUUGACAUGGAGGUCCCAUUGACGGAGUACCACUUCAGACAUCAAGGAACCAAUGCCCCAGUUUUCAAAGAGCAGUUCAUGAUGAUUCUCUCCAGUCUUGAUGCUCUUCUCAUCAGAGCUUCCUACUACACUGUUGUAGGAGAAAUCAGGUUGACAGAAGUGUAUCUGGAGCAGGCAGCAGUUGAUGGUAGGGGAGACCCAGCAGACAGUGUGGAAAUGUGCCAGUGUCCACCUAACUAUGUUGGUCUUUCCUGUGAGGAUUGUGCCCCUGGCUACUACAGAGCCCGCACUUCUCCAUACUUGGGAAUCUGUGUCAAAUGUAAUUGCAACGGCCAUUCUAAUGAGUGCGAUCUGGAAACUGGCGAAUGUCUCAACUGCCAAGACAACACCACUGGAACCAACUGUGAGCAGUGUAUGACUGGUUACUAUGGAGACCCUGCCACUGGUGGAUGUCAGAUUUGUUCUUGUCCUUUGCCUGUGCCCUCCAACAACUUUGCUACCACUUGCCAAGUGAGUGCGGAUGGCUACACCACUACCUGUUCUUGUCUGCCUGGUUAUACAGGAGCUCAGUGUCAAUCGUGUGACUCUGGCUACUUCGGAGAUCCCAUCAACCCAAACAACUACUGCCAGCCCUGUGGCUGUAACGGCAACAUCGACAUCAGCAACCCGGGCAGUUGUGACCGGUUCACAGGAUCCUGUCUUAUUUGCGAGAACUACAGCAGUGGAUCUGACUGUGGAGAGUGUCGAGACUGGUACUGGGGAGAUGCUAUCUCCAGGAAAGACUGUCAGCGUUGUUCCUGUGACACUUGUGGCUCAGACAGCUGUGACAAGACCUUUGGAGUUUGUCAGUGCAAGUUGAAUGUGAUUGGCAAUAACUGUGAUGAGUGCAGGCCAUACACUUGGGGCUUUGAGUCUUGCACGGGAUGCUCCGACUGUGAGUGCGGCGUGGGCUCAGUCAGUCCUCAGUGCGACGUCUACACCGGUGUUUGCGAAUGCCAUCCUGGCGUGGAGGGGACCAAGUGUGACCGCUGCCGACCGGGAUACUGGAACUAUGGACCUGGAGGAUGCCAGGAGUGCAACUGCCUGAGUGACGGGGCUGUGGGCUGUGACCCUGAGACUGGACGCUGUGAGUGCCUGCCUGGAGUGACGGGUAGCCAGUGUGACCGCUGUCUGCCCAGAUGGGUGCUCGUGCCCAAUAGAGGUUGUCAGGAAUGUGACUACUGCAUCCACCUUCUGCUUGAUGACCUGGAUACUCUACAUAGGAAUGUGUCUGUGGUCAGUCGACAACUCGGGGAAGUCUCAGUGGGUGUCGGAGCUUUCAACCAGCUGGCAAUAUACAACGACACCAUCAAAGCCUUGCGGCCCGAUGUUGAUGCCCUGUCCAAUAUGGAUACUGACAGCUUCAAAGCCCUGCUUGUUCCUGUGGAGGAUGAAAUGAGACAACUGGAGCAGGACGCUCGCAAUGUCGGAGCUCAGGCUGAUGCUGCUGUCUUUGAAGCCAACCAGAUCCCAGGAGAUGUGGAGAACCUUCUCCGUGAGACAUCCGAGCUUCAGGGGCUUGUCUCAGAUCUUAACGGAGUAGCAGAAGAUACUCUGAGGUACAUCAACGAUGUGAGACGCCAGAUUCUGGAUACAAGCAGCAUUCGCAACAUUGAUUACUUUAUCACUGAAGGUGAACGCAUCCUGAACGAAAUUAAGGAUCUUUCUUUUGCUGCUCAGAACGAGUCAUCCGUGGAGGAAAUAGACUUUGCCAUGAAAGUCCUGGAAGAUGUGCGGUCAUUGAAGGAACAAGCUAUGAAUGGUAUGAAUCAUACCAAAGGACUUGGGGCAGAUGUUGCAGACAUGGCAUCCCGUCUGUACGACUUGCAGAACUCAAGCCGCUACUCUGUAGGAAAUGCGGAGACCGCCUUGAGCACCAUCCGCCGUCUGAGGGCAGUGGAAGUGGAGACUCUGUCGAGGAGCUCUAUGACCAUCAAGGAUGCAGUGAUGGACAGAGAGGAGUUCUUGAAAUCUUCCACUGAUUUAUUGACUAAAGCCGAGAUGAUGCUGACUGAUGCAACUGAUGCUGUUGAGGAUGUGGCGAGAGAAUCUUCGAAGAUGGAGAGCGCCACGCCAGAACUGGAAACUCGAGUUAAUGAGAUUGCAAGCAGCCUUGAUGAUUUGCUGGAUGUGGUGAACCGCUCACAGAUUCAUUCUGAGGGUCUGGUUGGAAUAGCAGAGGACCUGGAUGAACUGUAUGAGAGCACUAGGGAUAUCUCUGGAAAUGCUGUGAAGGCUGGUCAGGCUUACAAGAACAUUCUGGAUGCCAUAGACCAGGCCAGAGUGAGCGCGGAUGAUGCCCUUUUUGAUGCAAAAAUUGCUCAGAAUGAGUCUUUGGGAGUCGGUGACAACGUGACUAUGUCUUUGGAAUACAGUCAAGAUCUAUUGACAGAAGCUGAAGAGCUGUAUGACAAGACUCAGAUGGAAUUCUUUGACAGAAAGACCGAGGCUGAGGUUUCCGUAAAUGAGGCAACUGAUGAUAACAGCAUGGUGAGACAGCAGCUGGACACUAUCAAUAGCCAACUGGAACUUUUGAAAAACCAGAAAACUGAUGCUUUUGGCACCCUGAUGGACAAAGCUACUGACGCCGAGGCACAGGUGGAUGAAGUUGUGGAGAAGAGCAAACCAAUCAUUGAUGAUAUGGCGGAUAUUGAAAACAAGAUGAACUUCAUCCUUCAGAACAAACCUAAGAUUUCUGACAACAUGAGGCAGUCAAAGGACAAUUUGGACUCAAGUGAGAAGAAUCGCCCUGAAGUGGAGAGUCUGCUCAAUAGCUUGUCUCUGAAUGCAGACAAAUUGGUGGAAACUAGCAAUGAUGUGGAGGUCAGCGUGAAAUCUUUGAAGGAGAAGAUUGCAAGAGCUAGAGAUGAAGCGAACAGGAUUCGUGUGGGUCUGCGAUUCCUGGGCAAUACCACAGUAACCCUUCGUAACCCACCCAUGCUGGAGGACACUGGCUCGUACAGCAAGGUCUCCGUCUUCUUCAAGACCACACAGGCAGAUGCCCUGCUGCUGUACAUCGGCAACAACCAGAACAUGGAGACAGUUGAAUUCGGCCGCGUGAAGCGAUCUGCUGUUGAGGAAGUGAGUCUCUCUCGAAGCGUGCGCCAGACUGCAGAGUUUGAGAGUGAUUACAUGGCUUUGGAGCUGCGUGGGGGCAGAGUGGUGUUCACCUUCAACUUGGGCUCUGGUUCGGCAAGGAUCAUCAGCGACAGACUGGUCAAUGACGGAAAAUGGCACCAGGCUAUGGGGCAACGAAUUGGCAAGACCGGUUCAUUAACCGUGAAGUCGAAUGAACAGGAUGAUGAGAUCAAAGAAGGCACAUCUCAAGGAACGUUUGCUGUUCUUGAACUCAACAAGCUGUCAACUCUGUUCCUUGUUGGUGGUCUCCCUGAUGAUGUUAAGAUUCCUCGAGACAUUACCACACAGAUGUUUGAAGGAGGCAUGGAAGACCUGAAAUUUGACGGUGAGCCCGUGGGACUUUGGAACUUUGUGGCAGGUGAAAACAACUAUGAAGGAGAGCAGGAGAGAGAUUUCCUGAAACAGAUCUUCACUGAAGGAGUGCGCUUCAACGGCAUGGGAUAUGCAGUUCUCAGCAAAGGUGGCCUUAGGCUGAAGCCUGACAGAACUCGUAUGUCUCUGUACUUCAAGACAUUUGCUGAGGAUGGACUGCUCUUCUACAUGGGCGAAAAGGAUUAUUUCUCUGUGGAGACUCGCAGAGGAAAGGUCAUCUUCCAGUACGAUUUGGGAGGUGGUGCUGCCAUCAUGGAAACAUCCGACUCUUACAAUGACGGACAGUGGCAUCAGAUCACUAUUGACCGCGACAAGAGAAACGCUAUUCUGAUUAUUGAUGAAAGGAUUGAGGAAAUCACCACCGAAUCAAAGGGUAAUUUGAAUAAUCUGGAGACAACAAAUGACAUCUACUUUGGUGGUAUUGACAAUGUCCUCAUUCCAUCUCCGAGUGUGAUAUCUACUGGAUUCGACGGUUGUCUUAAGGACAUAGUUGUUGGCUCUGUUGCAAUAGAUCUCUUUGACAACAAGAGGGCCAAGGGUGUUGUGAAAGGCUGUGCUCCUAAGGUGACUCACCUUGUGUCCUUCCCAAGUACCAGGAGCGGUUACAUUGGACUCGAACCCGUCAACGUUGGCUCGGCCUUCGAUGUGACGUUUAAGAUGAGGACUUUGUCAAAGAAUGCUCUCUUGAUGUUUACUUCUGACAGGGGGGAGUCCAAUAUCUUUUCCGUGGCGGUGUCUGAUGGCCGUAUUGUGGUCAGUGAGGAACUGGGCAGUUUGUCCUCUCAACUGACCAGUCGCAUCAACACUUAUGGAGAUGGACAAUGGCAUUACAUCUCCAUCAUGAAGAUGGGCCGGAAGCUGACUAUGAGCAUCGAUGACUCGGAGAUGGUUGAAUCACAGAGUGUACCUGGAGAACUCAUCACAGAAAGACCUCUGUACUUUGGUGGUCUACCCCUUGACUUUGUCGUCAUAUCCCAGGUGGUUCCCACAACUCAAGGGCUUGAUGGAUGCAUGGGUGAUAUCACUAUCAACAAAAAGUUCCAGAACCUGGCCAACUUGUACGAGGGCAGCGGCAUCACAUUAGCUGAGUGUUCUGUCGAGCCUGCAGGAGAACCAGAGGUGCAGACCACCAUCAGCCCCGACCAGUGUUCCCUGAUGCCUGUUCCCAGUGACAUCGAGGACCCUGAGGCAGACGUGUCCGGCGUUCGCUUUGGUGCCUUCCCAUACAGCAGACAAGAGUACCGCAAGCUGCCUGUGCGCAUCAGGCUCAGGUCAGUGAUCAUCUCCAUCUCCUUCAAGACAACAGCAAAGAAUGGUGUGAUUUUCUACUCUUCUGACGUCAAACAUAUCGACUUCAUUGGCUUGUACAUGCUCAAUGGUCAGAUUAACUACGGCUUCAACUGUGGGUCAGGAUCAGCUCUUAUCACCAGCCCAGAGGCCUACAACGAUGGCAAAUGGCAUACUGUGAAAUUCUCCCGAAGGCGUCAAGAUGGCAGUCUGGAGAUUGAUGGGGAGAGAGUCGGUAUUGGCAGAAGUCCUGGAGGCACACGCUCUUUGAACACUAAACCACCACACUACGUUGGCGGACUGCCGGAAGAGAAGAGAAAGAAGGCCAUCAACAACCUAGGGGAUGGCUACACUGGUUUCAUUGGUUGCCUCAAGGACAUCACUUUGAACAUGCUGCCCAUUGGCCGGCCCACCAAAGAUGUCAAUGUACAGACAUGCUCCAGUGAUGUGGAAGAUGGAACAUUUGUCGGCAGUGGUGGAGGCUAUGUACAGCUUUAUGAUAAGUUCAAGGUUGGCAGAGACCUCGAGAUCUCUAUGGACAUCAAACCACGUUCACAGGAAGGCAUCUUGUUGGGUGUCCAUGGCAACAGGAGUGAUUUCCUUCUGUUGCAGAUGUCUAAUGGAGAGAUCAUCUUCACAGUGGACAAUGGAGCAGGGCCAAUUACGAUUCGCUACACUCCUCAAACAAGAAAUACUCUAUGCGAUGGAAGAUGGCACAAUAUUAGAGCCACAAAGACGAGACAUAUUCUGAUGUUAGCCGUUGAUGGAAUCAAUGUUGGUGAGCCUCAGGAGGGUAAGAAGGAUGUCUCUGCCGCAGAUACCAACGAUCCUCUGUACAUCGGAGGUGUAGCAGAUUUGACCUCCAAGGGCAUACUGGCCAAUGGAGACUUUGUCGGAUGCAUUCGCAAUGUGAAGCUCAAUAAUGACAUGCAGUACAUUGCCACUGGUACACCUACUGGUGACAUUCGAAUUGACGCUUGCCCUCUAAAAUAGAUGUCAUGUUACAAUUAUUAAAUGCCUUGAAAAAAUUCAGCUCUCAGAUUUUAUGACUUGUAACAUUUAGAAACUUGGAAUAUUUUUACUGCUUCAGUUAUUGUUAAGGAUUUCUCAUACUAGUGAGUUGUGCUGUUCAAAAAGAUUUUUAAAAACAGCAAAAAAUCAGAAUGAAAUAACUUCGUCUUGGACCAUUUAUUUGAUAUCCUUCUGGCAAAAACAGUGCAUGGGAUUCUAUGAAUAAGGCGUGAGCAUAAUCACUUCUUACAAAGGUCUCUUCCUUUAAAUCAGGGUAAUGAUGUAAUCUUUCCUUGAGAGAGCAUGAACGUCUUUGUUUUUACAGCUCUUCUAGACCAACAGUAUUAAUGUGAAAUAGCUUUGAAUGUUUUUAAAAGAUUAACUACUCGUACAACUGUAACCACUUUUUGUAUGUGCACCAUGGUAAACUAUUGUGUAAGUUUACUAGACCAUAUUGUGUGGGAUGCUGUUUCAAAUUCUUUAGAUAAAACCAAAAAUAUAUAGUUAAGUUUUUUGUUAAGUCAAAGAUGAGUGGCUUUUGGGUCUCCUUAUUACUAAAUUAACAAGUUUUUAAAAAUCACUUAUUUAGGUUGUCUUAUAACUGAAAUAGAAUUUAUAGAAUUUUGCUGUAAAAGUAACUACUAUUUUUUUUAUUGAGUAAUGGAUUACAACCACUGUCAACAAAUUAUCAAAAACUUUCUUCCUCAAAAAGAGAGUCUUUUGAACCUGUUACCAAACAAGUAAAUAUUUAAGAGGAAAAAUAAGCUUCUAAUACUUUAUGACAUGCAAGACAGGGUGGUAAAUGCUACAGUCCUGAAAAAUAUUUCCUUUUUCCAAUUUAUAUUGUAUCCCUCAUCAAAGAUAUUACCUGUCUACCUCGAACAUGAUCAAGCAUAAUAAUACAUUGUUAGCUAAAAUUCAGCUGUUUUCAUAAAAUUAUUUUAAAGUCAGGUGGUGCAGAAACAUUAGAGCAUUUUUAGACUAUUUCAGAGAACCCAGUAACUUGUCCAGAUAAAUUCAAUAUUUCAAAAGGCAGUUGACAACUUGUGCAAUUUUGGGGCCUGAUUUCUUUAUCUUUAAUCUGGACUUAAAUGACAAUGACUUCUGCUUUAAUGUGCAAUUAAUCCUUUUCUAGUCACCUUAUUCUAAUGGGAUCAAAUAACAUGCUCGGGAACAUUGAAAAGUGGAGAUGUGAGUGCCAAUAAAAUUUUAAUACCCAAAAAUAUGUAACAUCUUAUUGACUGAAUUAAGCCCAUCACUUCAGAGGAGAGUGAAUGAUGAUUGUUUAUGUAAGUCUCUGAAGAUGUGCGGAAAGAAAUUGAACUUCUCAUCAGGAAUAUAUAGUUUGUCUUUCUUUUUAUGAGAAAAUGGUGUAUCAAUAAUUAAUAACCGAGCUUAGCCCCAACCUCUCUCCUCAACCCCCAUUUCCCAUUUUCCUCUUCCCAACUCUACUUGUCUCCAGCAAUGUAGAUCUUCCUCUGCUUUUGAAUCAUUGCUGGCUUCUUCUUAUACAUUAUCAUUGUCAUGGCUUUGGUCUGUUGUUUCACAUAAUAGCUGAAAAUUUUAGUGUUUCGAAUGGAAAAUGUUUUUGUAUUGGUAGCAAGUAUUUUGGCAGACAGCUGAAAGGAACACCUGGGAAACUUCAAUUCUACUUGUGAUUUUUUUUGUUAAAUCAGAUUUGGUCAGUUGACCUUUGUUUUCACGCUCGGUUAACUUUUCAAUAUUUUUCAACACAACAUAUGCUUAAAUUAAAAUUUUUAAAAAUAAAAUCUAAUUAAAACUUUUAAUUGAGGACAGGAAUUAUUCCCCCCGAUCCUUUGAAUGACUUAAAUAUUAAUCUUUCAUUUUUUGUAGAAAAGCUGAAUGUUAUUGUUACCUUAGUCAGUAUAUACUACACAAUAUAGAUGCCAGCCUCUAUUAAAAAUACAUCUACUUACACACUUGUGAAAAAGCAGAAAGAAGUCAUGACAAUAUUUUCGAUAUAUCUCAGAGUUAAUGAGUACUACCUUCAUAGAUCCUGGUAAAGUUUGUACCACAUUAUUAUGAAAAUUUGUCUUAUCAACAUAAAUAGGGAUAUAAUAACUAUUCUUUAUUUAUCACACGUAAGAGUUAGUAAACAUUUAGUUUUGUUUGUACACCCUUAAAUUGGGUACAAAAAUGGUCAAAUUCCACUGCAUCAUGCACUCUUACAGGCAAAUAAGUUGUCUAUUGUAUUACUAGAAAAGGGGGAAAGAACACUCAUGGUUUUAUUGUCACGUUUGAGAAUAUGUUCUUAAAUAAAUUAAAUGGUUUUGAAUGUUUGUUUUCAUGCGGGUAAAGGAAGAGAUGCUGUCAGUGGAUAGAGCCAGCGAAAGUAGGUUUUCUCUUUUAUUUAUUGCUCAGUGUUUAUGUACUAAAAAUUCUUGUUUGUUGCUGAAAUGUGCCUUAAAAGUUUUCACAAAAGAUCAUGCUUGUGUCUUCUACACCAUCUUGCCAAAUGUUGAUACAAUGGACCAAUCACCUUCAACAUAAUAGCCCGCUGUACAUGAAUAUUGACAAUAAAUGCUUCAGCUUUAAGUAA